Pygoscelis adeliae (Adelie penguin) is the source of this 1013-nucleotide messenger RNA. RefSeq names its product Rho guanine nucleotide exchange factor (GEF) 39 (gene ARHGEF39). Bases 9 to 1013 code for a protein of 334 amino acids. Gene Ontology annotation, cellular component: plasma membrane. NCBI's taxonomy places the organism in Eukaryota, Metazoa, Chordata, Aves, Sphenisciformes, Spheniscidae. Gene Ontology annotation, molecular function: guanyl-nucleotide exchange factor activity. The transcript is spliced from 8 exons. The record is from RefSeq and is a predicted model, not a curated record. Gene Ontology annotation, biological process: positive regulation of cell migration.
AGGCUGCCAUGAGUGACUCGUCCCUGCUGUUUAUGGCUGGAGCAAACACUGUGGAAGAGCAGAGGGCUCGCUGGGAGAGAAAGCGCAGCCGGACAGCCAAGGAGCUGCUGGAAACAGAACACAAAUACCUUGAGCAGCUGGAUUUGGUGGUCACAUUCUUUGUGACAAUUUUAAAGGCCAAAGGGACACUGAAACCUGCUGUGUUGGAAACCAUAUUUGGACCCCUGGAAUCCAUAUAUUCGGCGAGCCAUGUUCUGUCACUUCACCUGGAGAGAGGGAAUUUGGGACCAGGAUUGGAAAAUUUCUGUCAGAAUCUGGAGCUUUAUGGCCAUUACGCUGAGAAUUUGGAGCAGGCAAAUAAAACCUUGAAGGAGCAGUUGAGGAAAAAUAAGUCAUUCCGACGGUUUAAGAAACUCCAGGAGACUCGACCUCAGUUUCAAGGGAGGAAACUAGAGGAUCUGCUUCCUUUGCCCCUGCAGAGGUUGCACCAGUACAAGCAUUUCCUCAGAGACCUGCUGGAGAACACCAGCCCAGACAGUGCUGAGUACCAGAAACUUGCAAAGGCUGUGAAAUCCGUUUCUGAGGUAUCUCGGUGGGUCCAAGACAUCAUUCAUAAGAGAGAGAACUCAUUGCAGCUACUUCGGGUUCAGAAACUACUCAAAGGACAGAAGACCCAGGUGUUGACUCCAGGGCGUUGGUAUAUCCGGGAAGGCUGGCUUUUGGUGGUGCCUUCAAAGGGAGAAGAACUGAAGCGCAGGAUGUUCUUCCUUUUUUCUGACAUCUUUAUUGCAACAAAGCCCUGCCACCCACUGCACCCGCUGAGCUCAAACAAACUGGCAUGCCAGGCUGUCUACCCGCUUCACCAGUGCGUGGUGGAUAAAGUGUUCGGCCACACGCAGAGCCAGGGAGGGCUCCUCAGUCUUUCCUUUCCACAAAAGACACUGUUGUUGAUGUCCGGUGACCAACAAGAUAUUAAUGACUGGUAUCAGAGUCUCACGACUGCAGUCAGGUAG